Paracoccidioides brasiliensis Pb18 is the source of this 858-nucleotide messenger RNA. RefSeq lists its product as uncharacterized. Gene Ontology annotation, biological process: protein quality control for misfolded or incompletely synthesized proteins; protein polyubiquitination; proteasome-mediated ubiquitin-dependent protein catabolic process. Gene Ontology annotation, cellular component: cytoplasm. The transcript has 3 exons. Gene Ontology annotation, molecular function: protein-folding chaperone binding; ubiquitin protein ligase activity. The record is from RefSeq and is a predicted model, not a curated record. The coding region runs from base 1 to 858 and encodes 285 amino acids.
AUGGCAUAUGAGCUCAAAGCCAAAGGCAACGUACGCUUUAAGGAAGGCGACUACGUAGGCGCUGAAGACCUCUACUCACAAGCAAUUCAGAAGAACUCCCACGAACCAUCCUUUUUUAACAACCGCGCUCUUGCUCGACUCAAGCUCCAACACUGGGAGGGCGCCGAGCACGAUGCCCGCAUUGCCGUAGAUCUUUUUGGCCCAAAGAACCCUGCCUCUAUUAAAUCAAGCUACUACCUGUCUCAGGCACUUCUUGAGCUGCAGCGCCCAGCUGAAGCUCAUGACAUCGCCUCCGCAGCCUACAAGGCCAGUUUAGAAACAAGGAACCCAAAUGCGGAGCCUCUGUCAAGAGUUAUACUACGCGCUAAGCAGUCGAUAUGGGCGGCGAAGGAGACGGCGCGGUUGCGGAACCAGAAUGAGACGCUAAAGAGACUGGAGGAUUUGUUACAGGCGGAUCUGGAUAAGGAACUAAGCGAGUUACGCGCGAGGUUGGCGGCGGGGGAGAUUGGGCAGAUUGGAUUUAAAGAGGAUGAGAAAGAACUGUUGGAUGACGGUCAAAGGAGGCUGGAUGUUGUGAGGGAUGUGUUUGCUUCUUCGAUGGGUGAAGAAAGCAUGAAGGAACGGGUUGUUCCGGACUAUUUAAUAGACAGCAUCACAUUUGAAAUAAUGCACGACCCAGUUGUCACUCCCUCUGGCCACUCCUUCGAACGCACCAGCAUUCUCAAACAUAUGCAACAUUCUCCCAUUGACCCAAUCACCCGCACUCCCAUGACCAUCAGCGAUCUUCGACCAAACUUUGCGUUGAAGGCAGCAUGCAAUGAUUUCCUGGCCCAAAACGGCUGGGCAGUUGAUUGGUGA